Macroventuria anomochaeta is the source of this 590-nucleotide messenger RNA. RefSeq lists its product as uncharacterized. The coding region runs from base 356 to 565 and encodes 69 amino acids. Lineage: Eukaryota; Fungi; Ascomycota; Dothideomycetes; Pleosporales; Didymellaceae. The transcript has a single exon. The record is from RefSeq and is a predicted model, not a curated record.
CACGAUGCAAGGCGCAAGCAAGUUUGUUGUUUACGAGAAGGGAAGGAAAUACCCAUGAUGAAGUUACUUUACGACCUCAGUGCUGAAGAAAGAAGUCAGUCUUUAGCAUUGUGAUAAAUAAAGACUGGAGAGAAAGAUUGGACAGAGUUCUUGAGGAGCUCGAGCUUGGACCUUCACCAACCCGGAUGUACAUCGGGUUCCAUGGAUGGGAUACGGUCCGUACGACACUUAUCCUUGUGUCGUUUCGUGCAACUUCCAUCAGACAUCGCGGUACCCAUAGACCCCACUGCCAACAAAGUCUCAACUUCCGGAUCUGAUGUUUCUUGUGACCAAGAAUCCUGUCUUGCUGAUCGUAAUGUCAACUCAAGGGAAGGUGGAAAGUUUGAAUUGCGGUCUUUUGAAUUACGGUCUUUUGAAUUGCGGUCUUUUGAAUUGCGGUCUUUUGAAUUACGGUCUUUUGAACUGCGGUCUUUUAGAGAUGGUGUUCAUGUCUAAGUGUAGUAUGUUUGCCUCGGAGGCGACCAUGCUAAUAUUCUGCAUGGCGAUUCUCAUCAUUCGACUGUGAUGAUCGCUCGAGUCCAGCAUGUGCA